This is a messenger RNA of Echinostoma caproni, 1500 nucleotides long. Lineage: Eukaryota; Metazoa; Platyhelminthes; Trematoda; Plagiorchiida; Echinostomatidae. The record is from the annotation of a GenBank genome assembly.
GAUCGGAACAUCGAUUUAGAAACGUUUUACCAAGGAUACGCGUUGGAUUUGUGUCGUCGGAUCAAAUUAGCAAUGGAACAGUCGGCUAGUGUUCUGGACACAUCUGCUUUGUCGUCUACCGAAAUUCCUCCUGCUACGAAAACACACUCUGUCGUUCAGGACCCUAAAACAUUGGUGUUACAGGCUUGCGUGGUCGCAGAUUGGAUGACUGUUCCCUUGUGUCGUAUCAAGGUGGUCACAAAGCUUGCUUCCCUGGUGCCUUUGCCAUGGCCAAAGGAGUUGUUGAACUUAGUGAAUAAGAUUUUGAAUCACGCUCGACAAAACAAACUUCUCUCUGUUUCAUCGCAAGCCGAUGAAUGUGUUUCCGAAUCAGAUCACAUCAAAUAUGCUGCUCACAUCCCGCAGUUAUCUCGUUUGGAUCGUCUCGCCAGUGUGGCACGAGUUCACGAAAUAAUGACUAGGUACUCUCUGAUCGACAUGUCAUACGUGGAACACGGGGAAGAAGACCGCACUGAAAUCGCUUGCCAAGCCAUCUCUUGUAUCAUGUACAAUUUCGCAAAUCCAUUUUCGCAAGGCGCAACCACUUCUAAAACCGAUGAUCAAGUGUUGCACGAUUCAGCAGUAAUAGCGGAAGAGCUUAUUGCCUCGGAUGAAUGGGCUUCGUGGUUUGCUCGGACCCGUAUGGAUAUUGUGACAAGAAUGGUUACUGAUCUAUCUGUCUUCGAUGAUUCUGAUCCGAAUUUUGAAGAUUCACUGUCUUUCAUAAUCGAACAGCGCGUCUCAUUUGUUCUGAACCAGUUGGAUUCGUUGACAAAGUACCUGCACGAUAAGGUUCUGGAUGACUCGCAUCUUAAAUCCCCAUCCCAGAUGUCACAGUGGCUUGUCAAACAUUUCUUGGGAAUGACCUGUUUGUGGUCUAUUGAGUCCAUUUUAUCUGCAACACCAACAGAUCAACACUAUCAGGUUUCCCUGCUACUCGAAUUGGCCGUAGCUGUCGCUCAAGCCAUCAUAUGGGUUGAUCAUGAUAAAACCUCCCGCCUUUCCCCAACAAACCGUUCCAUGGACCUCGUUCGAUCCACUCGCGUCGGGUCUCUGCUUCAUCAUUGUGACGGUGAUUUUCAGCAAGCAUUGGCUGUUAUAAACACCAUUGGAUCAAUGCGACAGUUGUCCUGUAGCUCGUUAUCCACACGUUGUCGUUUAAUCAAAACGUUCACAUACUGUUGGGUUCGAGCAAAUAUGAAUCGUUCAUGUGCGGUUUCUGAGAACACUUUAUUGUUGAAGAAUGCCUACCGGUCAAUUUUACCGGAUGUCAGCCAGUCAAACCUUGAGGAGCUUCUCUUAUGGAAUUCGUCUAUCACUUCUGUGCAACAUUUGUUGGAUUGCGAAGAUGUUAAUACGGCGGAUACCGGUUUAGAAGUCAGCAGUACAUCAUUACGGCAAACUUGUGCUUGUGUACUGCAAUAUCUUCAACCGAUCCUCCAAAGUAAUUUUACUGCUUAA